Blepharisma stoltei is the source of this 1086-nucleotide messenger RNA. NCBI's taxonomy places the organism in Eukaryota, Ciliophora, Heterotrichea, Heterotrichida, Blepharismidae. The record is from the annotation of a GenBank genome assembly.
AUGGCUCUUUCAGAAGAUGAGCAAGACGGAGUCGAAAUGAUGCUGAUGAUCUGCAACUCUUUAAGUAUAUGUGGCUGCUUAUUUAUUUUGAUCAUUUAUCUUUCAUUUCAAGAGCUUAGAAGUUUUGCUUUUCGACUUGUGCAAUAUAUGUCAAUUGUCGACCUUAUUCAUUCAGUCGCUUUAAUGAUGCCUUAUAGGGAGUCUGAAGGCUGAUGUAUUCUUUAUUAUAUAAAACAUAUAAAAAAUAAAAUAAUUAAUUUUUUUUUGACUAUUUAAUCAAUAUAUUAUAUUGCUAAUUGGGGAAGAAUUAUUUUUUAAUUUAUAAAUAAAUUUUAGUUUUACAGUAAAAAUUGCUUUGAUUUUUUUUAUAUUUAAAAUUGCCCUGCAUCAGUGAUUUAUAUAUUCCAAUCGUUUUUAAUACAAUACUCAGCUCUUGGCAGUGCAUUAUGAAGCUUAAUCAUGGCUUAUGCGUUAUAUGAUGUAGUUAUAAAUCAAAACUCAAAAAUCCAAGAUCGCGAAUUGUAUUUUGCUUUAUUUGGGUUUCUUGUGCCAGCUCUCUCAACGAUACCUCCUUUUAUUACAGAAAGUUAUGGGAUGGCACAAGGAUGAUGCUGAAUAAAAUCAAGAAAAAAUCAUUUUACAGUGGAUACUACCUUAAGGAUUCUACUAUUUUAUGGGCCAAUUUGGAUAAUCUUCAUAUAUAUGGUAUGAGCCUACUGAAAAAUAGUCAAAUUCAUCAACCAACAAUUUAAAGGCUUGGGAGAAAACUCUGAAUCUUCAAUCAAAAAAUCACUUGUCUGAAGACUUAGCCUAUACCCAUGAAUUCUAGCUGUUUCCCACAUAUUUGUAACAAUAAAAAGGAUUUAUGAUUUUAUUGACCCAAGGGAAGAAUAUUUCCCAUUAAUAAUUGCUGCAGGCGCCAUGAUCUCUUUAACAGGAUUUUUCAACGCUUUUGCAUAUGGGCUUACUGACUCUGUUAAAUCUUCCCUUAAGCAAGCCUGAAGAGGAGGGCCUAGAGGUGAUUCUUUCACUUAUCAAGGCUCCCAAAGCUUAUCAAAAUUACCAAAAUAUGAAUCUGAGCAAUAA